Branchiostoma belcheri (Belcher's lancelet) is the source of this 2863-nucleotide messenger RNA. Its product is annotated as serine/threonine-protein kinase 24-like. Gene Ontology annotation, molecular function: ATP binding; protein kinase activity. Gene Ontology annotation, biological process: protein phosphorylation. The record is from RefSeq and is a predicted model, not a curated record. The transcript is spliced from 13 exons. The coding region runs from base 1033 to 2238 and encodes 401 amino acids. Lineage: Eukaryota; Metazoa; Chordata; Leptocardii; Amphioxiformes; Branchiostomatidae.
CGACGACGGGACAAUUUGGGUUUUUAGAAAUCCCCAGGACAGUUUGGGCCUGACAUUCGCGGCUGUGGAGGUGCUGCUGUCGGUGUACAAGUCUGUGGUGGACCGAGGAAAAUUGGUAACUUGCAAUUAGAUAACAGGUCAGGUUGAUAUAAUUUUUGUAGGAUUCAUACAGCAAUUUGACUCCAACUAUCUUGGAUUUAAAGCAUUUCAUAACUGAGUUUGAAGACGCUUAGGACAGGUGUGAUCGAGUGGGAAAACGUGAACUGCCCCAAACAAACACUGAAACAAAAACAUGGAAGAAGAAAAACUGCGGGUGGACCGGUACUCCCGUGAGACCAAAAUGGCGUCCGACAAACAUGGGGACCAAAAUCCAACUAUCGACACACCUUCAGAGGCAGACUCUGGUCGUGGAACAUCAGUUGCUGACGCCGCGACACCCGACAGAGAAGCCCGCAUGCCGAUAGAAGAAUCUUCGCUCCCAAAAGGCCCCAACACCGAGUUCGCCAUAAAACAGGAAUCAGAGGGAAGCCGUCCCCUUCUGUAUAAACAUCUUCGUCAUGAUGGUGAACCGACAGCAACUGGGGAUCAGCAACAGAAUUUCGAGGGAGGAGACACUUUGUCUAGGUUCCACUUGGAAGAACUACUGCCUGGUAACCAAGUUCUACAGGCAGCCUCCUCUGUGCCACAAAAGGGCGCCGAUUCAGUUACAGCCGCAGGGAAGACGUCCCGAAAGAGGUGUUGGAAGAAACGAAGAAGAGGGGAGAAGGAAAGUCAGCUCCUGUAAGAGUAUUUUGGUCUACCGUGUCCAAUCAUCUCCGCGAGUUCGAAGAAGUUGGGGAUUGUAACCUCCUUCCCCUCCAGAAUGGAGUUCUCAUCACGAGCUCAGAAGUAACCUCCCAGGACCUAACAGGACCCACAGUUCAACUUAAAUUUGAGGAGAGUAGGCGAGGCACUGUCCUGUUAUAUGCUGCAGUGUCCCAAGAUAAGGCCAUUAGCUAUGGGCCAUCAGCAAGUAAUCAGGAUGGGAAAUUCAUGACGCUCACAAAGCUAGGUGAAGGUUCGGAGGGUGAAGUGUACAUUGCCAUCGAUCUAAAAGACAAGAAUUUGUUUGCAGUCAAAAAAGUGUCACUACAGAAAUUUGGCAAAACAAAUCCAGCAGCCUUCCUGCAGCUGACCGACUGUCCUCAGGUCUGCAAGCCGUUUGGCCUCAUCCUGGAUGAGGAAGGGGAAUGUGUGUAUUUCCUCAUGGAGAGACUGCGAGGAAAGACUCUGAAGCUUUUGCUGAACAGUGGAGAUGAGAUACCCAUAACCACAGCAGUUGGUAUCUGUAUUGAGAUCAUGAAAGCACUGUCAUACAUACACAGCAAAGGAAUGGUGCAUCGUGAUGUGAAAGAAGACAAUGUGAUGAGUAAAGGCACAAAUGCCACGGUGCUUGACAUUACGGGUGUCAGGAAGGCUGAUAAGUACAGCCAGUUUGCCCAAGACACAGUGAUGGCAGUCAAUCUCCUGAAUGAGAUGCUUCUGCCCCCUGACUCUAGAUCUGAGGGGGCUGUUUGGACACCCUCAGACGAAGACCAAAAAAAAUACCCCAAGGAAGCUCUUCAAGAUUUGAAAAAGAUCAUGGAGAUACAAAUGAAAGCGGUCCCUUCAAUGGAUCAUGCUACAGUGGAGAAACUCCUGGAGGAUCUACAGUCAAUUUCACGGAGACUCAGUGGGGCAACAAAUGUUGCUCAGUACCAGGGAGCUACAUGUAGUAGCAGUGAUGCGGAUCCUGCACAAGGCAUGACUCAACAGGGAAGCACUUCAUCUUCUUUUGACAGCAAGGGUAUACCGUCGCCUUUUUUUGAUAAAGAUGAGCUGAUGAAAAAGAUGGAAGCACUCCAGGCAGAAAAGGAUAACUGCAGCAGGGAAUUGGUUGAGGCACAGAAGAAGAUAAAGGACCAGGAAGAGCAAAUGCAACAGAUGGAGAAAGAACACAAGGAUGAUUUCACUCGUGUGAACAAGAAAAGGAUGGAAUUAAAAUUAAAAGUCAAACUCCUUCAAGAUGAGAGGCUGAUGACUGAGCUGGAAAACUUGAAGUGGAAAGCACAAGCUCAGCACCUUGAGGUUGAGAAUCAAGAAAUGAUGAUGGAGUUGGACAUGUUAUUACUAAAGGACAAAAAGCUAAAGGAUGAGCUGGAUGCUCUCAAGGCUAAGAUGAAGAAGAUGCAGGACGAGGAUGCCAGGGCUGAGGAAUGAACUGGAAGGUUAGGAGCUCUCGGAGUCAUCAAGAAUCCAACAAGAGAGAGAGAGAGAGCGCCGCUAGAGGCAUGAUUGAAUCACUGACAGGCUGAUGAAAUGUUUCUGUCACACUAUAUAUUAAGUGUAUACGACUUCUGAGUCUGAUUAUGUCAGUUAAAGAAAGAUCUUUGUAUGUACAAUGUAUUAUUAUUACAAUUUAUUUAUUAUAGCAACCUUCCAUGUCAAGGGUUGAUUGUAGCACUCUGGUGUUAUGGCCAUGGGCACAGCAUCUUGUGUGCAAUGCAUGGCUAAUCUCAAUUUAAUUCUUCCUUUAAGUUGGCAGUAUGGUCGUUAUGUUAUGACAAAGGAAGGUGGAGAUAUCCCAGGAUCAGUGUUCAACAAAUGAAUACAUUUUGUACACAUUGUAUGAUGUUAGAUGAUAUCAUUUUAAUAUACAGAGUAAUGGUUGUAGAGUAUUAGAUAAUAGACAAAGGAAUCCACUACAUGACAAUAAUAUGAUCUGUCCUUAAAAAGGAUGAGUAGAAUGAAGUAACUUUAUUAUACAGUCAUGACAUUCCCUGCCAAAGACUUGCACAUUUGUACAAGCCUGUACUGCCUGGCUUACACAGCUCAAGGUCAUGAA